AUGCAUUCUACUGUUUUGAAUGUACAGUUCUGGAAAAGGAUAGGGACGGUUGCCCGAAAAUCGUCAACGUUGGCACUGCGAAAAUCGACCUUGUCUACGAGAAGAAAAAGUAUAAGCGGUAACGAACCCUUCAUGGGAGACACCCCCCAUCCCAGCAACUUGUUCGGCGCAUUCAUGAUAUUAAUCGUGUAAAACAAGAUCAAACACUCAGUCCUACCUAGAGUGAUAUAUUCAUACUCAUCUUUCGGUCUACUCAGCAACUAUCAUACGCCUCCCUGCAGUCGGAGACAUCUCUCUAGGCAUCUUUCACGGCCAUACACGAAUUUCGGCUCAAGUUUGGCGAGAAUCUCACGCUCCGUGUGCUGGCCAUGCGUAUAUGUACCGCUGUAGAUGUCAAGUCAAGUACCUUUGAACAGAGCUUGAAACGUGGCUGAGUCGGCGUGAUGAGUACUGAGAACAGAAUGAACUUGGCACGGAAGUUCAGAUGUAGAGAGAUCCCGUACUCAUAACUGAGCGCAUUGUUUAUGCGAGAGGUGCAAUCUCGGGGAGGGAAAAGAACUGAGAUCAUGCCUGUUCUGUAAUCACGUGUCUGUUCCCGAGUAUUCAUAUGCAUUUCUUCAGCAACAGAGGAGUUGCAGUUGCAUAUCAGUGUCGUAAGAACAGUUCUAGAAGAGGGUAGGGCGUGGAGGUUCAAAAGGCCCCACGUAAGCACCGCGAAAAGUGACCUUGUCUACGGCAUGAAGAACAAGAGAUAACGGACACCUCCACGGGAGACAUCCUCCAACCGAGAACAUUUUCAGCGCUUUAUCUAUUUCCGUAAACAAAAUCACGCAGUUAA
This is a messenger RNA of Chondrus crispus (carragheen), 838 nucleotides long. RefSeq lists its product as hypothetical. The record is from RefSeq and is a predicted model, not a curated record. NCBI's taxonomy places the organism in Eukaryota, Rhodophyta, Florideophyceae, Gigartinales, Gigartinaceae. The coding region runs from base 1 to 192 and encodes 63 amino acids. The transcript is spliced from 2 exons.